This is a messenger RNA of Didymodactylos carnosus, 918 nucleotides long. Lineage: Eukaryota; Metazoa; Rotifera; Eurotatoria; Philodinida; Philodinidae. The record is from the annotation of a GenBank genome assembly.
AUGCAACAAUAUUCGGAUCCAAUGCUAACAAAGAAUUUAACGCCUCAACAGCAACAAUCAUCGGACAAUCCUGUAAUGGCAACAAAAAUAAAUAAUAAUAAAACAACAUCGUUAGAUAUUAAUAAAAUUGCUCAGAAUGUGUGUAAAUUUUCUGAUGCACAAGGGUUUGUGGAUGCUUGGAAAUGGUUGAGUGAGGUGAAUAACAUAUUCGAUGGGUUACGGUUUAAUUCAAUACAAAAGCAACAAAUGGUGGAUAAAAUAUUAAGUGGUAGUGCUCUCAGAUGGUAUCGUAAUAAUAGCGAAAGAAUGAAAGAUUGGAAUAUGUUCACGAACGAAUUUGUACACAGAUAUGUUUUACAACAGCCACGAGAUCAACAAGAUAAACUAAUGGAACAAGAAUUGCUGAAUAGCCAUUCAGAUAUAAGGUUACCUGCUCAAAAAAAGCAGCAACAAUCAUCGAACGAUCCUGGAGCCUUUGGUAUUAGGCCCACAUUUGUUUCUAUGAACCAUAGCCAUCCAGCGAAUGUAGGAGCGAGACAACAUGCAGUAACAAUACCACCGAGUCAACAAGUAAUGAUUAAUACUUCGAAUCCAUUGCACGAUAUGAAAGAUUUUGUUAAACCGUUUUAUGGGAGUUCGAAAGAAAAUGCAAAGACAUGGCUAGAUGAUGUUAUUCAUUACUUUGGUGUUAGUCAAUUAUCAGGACAAGCAUUUGAAUGGUGGAAAUUACAAAGUAAAAACUUGAUUGAUUGGACAUCAUUUAAAAAAGAGUUGAUACAAAAAUUUCCUCCACCACUAGAACAAGCAAAUGAAGACUUGAUUCGGCAACAGCGUAAGCCAGGUGUUGAUGAACCAAUUCUUGAUUAUUAUUAUGCUAUGAUGCAUUUGUGCGAUAAAUAUGAUGUGAAUAUGUCGUAA